Menidia menidia (Atlantic silverside) is the source of this 3865-nucleotide messenger RNA. Lineage: Eukaryota; Metazoa; Chordata; Actinopteri; Atheriniformes; Atherinopsidae. The record is from the annotation of a GenBank genome assembly.
AUGGACCUGAAGCUCAUCCUGUUGACAACAUUACUGGGAAUCUGCUGUUACUGUAAUGCACAGAAGGACGGGAAUGAGUGCAUCAAUGCCAAUGCCAAAUACUGUGGGGAGUGCAUCCAGGCUGGAGCCAAAUGUGGCUGGUGUAAAGACCCAGAUUUCCUGAAACAAGGUGAGACUGUGUCUACCCGUUGUGAUGAACUUCAGUCUCUGAAAAAAAGGGGAUGUAAGGACAAUAUGAUUGAGAACCCCCUUGGAGAACAGGAUAUUAUCAAGAACAAAACUGUUACAAAUCGCAAGAAAGUACAUGGCACGGCAAGGCCUUUAAAACCAGAGGAUAUCACUCAGAUCCAGCCCCAGAAACUCAGACUCACUCUCCGAUCUGGUGAACCCCAGUCUUUUGACUUAAAGUUCAAACGGGCUGAAGAUUAUCCAAUUGAUCUGUACUACUUGAUGGACCUUUCCUACUCCAUGAAGGAUGACUUGGAGAAUGUGAAAAAUCUAGGGACCAGUCUGAUGCUGGAGAUGUCAAAGAUCACCUCUGAUUUCAAGAUAGGUUUUGGGUCCUUUGUGGAGAAGACGGUCAUGCCUUAUAUCAGCACCACACCUGCCAAGCUGCUGAACCCUUGCACAAGUGACCUGAACUGCACCAGCCCCUUCAGUUACAAAAAUGUGCUGAACCUGACUAAAAAUGGCCAGUUGUUUAACACGCUGGUGGGACAGCAGCACAUUUCUGGAAACCUGGACUCUCCUGAAGGGGGCUUUGACGCCAUCAUGCAAGUGGCUGUGUGUGGGGAACACAUUGGCUGGAGAAAUGUGACUCGGUUGCUGGUCUUCUCCACUGAUGCUGGCUUCCACUUUGCUGGCGAUGGCAAAUUGGGGGGCAUUGUACUACCUAAUGAUGGAAAAUGCCACUUGGAGAACAAUGUUUACACAAUGAGUCAUUACUAUGACUAUCCAUCUAUUGCUCACCUUGUUCAGAAGCUAAGCGACAACAAUAUUCAGACCAUCUUUGCAGUCACUGAGGAGUUUCAGCCAGUUUAUCAGGAGCUGAAGAAUCUGAUACCAAAGUCUGCAGUAGGCACUCUCUCUGCCAACUCAAGCAAUGUUAUCAACCUAAUUAUAGAUGCUUACAAUGCUCUCUCUUCAGAGGUUAUUCUAGAGAACAGCAAGCUUCCAGAGGGAGUGACUAUAGCAUACACCUCCCACUGUAAAAACGGAGUAGUCAGUGAGGGUGAAAAUGGACGGAAAUGCUCUAACAUCUCAAUUGGAGAUGAGGUCAUGUUUAGCAUCAGUAUUACAUCCAAGGGCUGUCCAAAAAAAGGCAAGCCUGAAACCAUUAAGAUAAAGCCUUUGGGAUUCACUGAAGAGGUAGAAGUUAUUCUCCACUUUAUCUGUGAGUGUGAAUGCCACAAAUAUGGCUUCAAGAACAGGUCAGCCUGUCACUUUGGAAAUGGGACCUUUGAAUGUGGAGCCUGCAAGUGUAAUGAAGGUCGCGUGGGCAGACAAUGUGAAUGUAGCAGCAAUGAUGUGGCCACAGAGGAUAUGGACCAGACCUGCCGCAAAGACAACGGCACUGAUAUCUGCAGUAACAACGGGGACUGUGUGUGCGGCACAUGUGAGUGCAAGACGAGGGAUAACCCAGAGGAGAGGUACAGCGGCCAGUAUUGUGAAUGUGACAACUUUAACUGUGACCGCUCAGGAAACAAGCUGUGUGGUGGGCAUGGACGCUGUGAGUGCAGAGUGUGUGUAUGUGACCCCAUGUGGACUGGAAGUGCCUGUGAUUGUUCUUUGGACACUUCCACAUGUCUGGCAAGCAACAAGCAGAUCUGUAAUGGUAGAGGAACUUGUGAAUGUGGCACUUGCAAAUGCACAGACCCCAAAUUCCAGGGCCCCACGUGUGAAGCCUGCCCUACCUGUCCGGGAGUUUGUACUGAGCAUAAAGAUUGUGUCGAGUGCCGGGCAUUUGGAACAGGUGAGAAGAAAGAGACAUGCAUGGAAGAAUGCAACUACUUCACAAUGAUAAAAGUGAAAGACAGGGACAAGCUACCCCAGCCCAACACCAUGGCUUACCCUGUGAUGCUCUGCAAGGAGAGAGAUGCCAACGACUGCUGGUUCUACUACACCUAUGCCAUUAACAACAACACAGAAAAGGAGGUCCAUGUGGUUGAAAAACCAGACUGCCUCUCUGGUCCUGACAUCAUUCCCAUUGUGGCAGGCGUGGUCGCUGGCAUUGUCCUGAUUGGCUUGGCCCUGCUACUGAUCUGGAAGCUUUUGAUGAUCAUUCAUGACAGAAGGGAGUUUGCUAAGUUUGAGAAAGAGAAGAUGAACGCCAAAUGGGAUACGCAAGACAACCCCAUUUACAAGAGUCCAAUCAAUCAGUUCCAGAAUCCAAACUAUGGACGUAAAGCUGCUGUCCUUUAAGGUGAAAAUCCAAUCUACAAAAGUGCUGUGACAACUGUGGUGAAUCCCAAAUAUGAGGGCAAAUAAUGGCUUCCUAGAUAUGGCUCAUAUCAAAUAUCUGCAGUAUUUACUGUUGGUUUGGAAUUUGAUGGGAGCACACAGUGGAAAGUGUGUGCAUUUGACUUGAUGCUUCAUCAUUUUAAUGUAUUAUUUGGCCACUUUGUUGUUACUUUUUACUAACAGAUUUGAUUUCUAUGCAUUUGUUUUAUUUUAGAUGUACAGUAUACAGUUUAUGUAUAUACUUUGCAUAUUUGCAGUAGUUGAUACAGGUGCAGGUUUUUUUCUCUGCCAAUGGACUGAUACAGGCAGAAAAUUUAGCUUUUUUCAAAUUUCCAUCAACACAACAUGGAUACUUUUAAAUAGACAAAAUAUGCAAAAAGCUUAUUCUUUUGCUGUCUUACUCUGAAUCCCUGUUUGUCUAUUUUUGUGCUCCAAUAAUAUAUGUGCGCCCCAUACAAAACCUCAUUAUAAUGUUACUGGUCAACUGUAGCUGCACAUCUGAUCAGUGUGUGUUUUGAAAGACACAACAGAAAUAGGAACUUCUGAGCAUUUAACUGAAAUCUGACAGCUAUUGUAAACACCAGCUUAUUAUACAAUGGUUGUAAAUGUAAUUUUGAAAUAUAAAAAUGCCAGUGUUUGAAGAUUGAUUUGCAUACCUAAUGAGCACUAUUGUCUAUUUUGAAGGAAUGAAAACACAAGAUAAUAUCAAUAAUCAAUUAUCUUUAAUAUCUCUAUACGAUAAAAAGGGAUUUUAUACCACUGGUUAAGAUAAUCAAAUUCAUGGUACUACGAUAAAUGUUGCGGUGAGGUAAAAAGAUAGUUUGUGCAUUUGCUUUUUUCUCAGGUCACAUCCUCUGUUCUUUUGUGUGUGUUGUCAAGUGCAAAGUGUGUUUUCUGUCGGUUUGUUCAGUGACUGUGUAAACUCAUAUAUGUGGGUUUAUGUCUUUUCAUAUUAUUUUAGACUGUAACGUUUAAUCACAAUUAUUUGUUGAGAUGUGACAUGAAUCAUGUUUGAAAUGUGCUCACACCCAACUGCCUCUGAAAUAUCACAUGCAAGCUUUUCACUGUUAUUGUGUAAGUGCCUUUUAUUUCAUUACAGUUCUCUCUUCAAAUGCUGUUCAUGAGAUAUUUAUUAAAAUAGAAAACAAAAACCUUCUGUCUGCUUCAUCCAGCAUGUGACUAAAAGUUGUUUAUGCAUUUUUCCCCCCUAAGUUUCAUUUGGAAUUACCAGCAAUCUUUCCAAAAAACUUAAGAAUGACUAGUACUAUAGUUCUCCAAGAAGUGUGGACUAAAAAUAAUGCAUGCUUUGUGAAAUAUAUAUGAAAAGAAUAUAAAUGUUUAAAAUAUUAUGCUUGCAGCCUUUUAAGAAAUGUCAAAAGGGCUUGAAAUGUAUAAAUGUAAAGAU